AUGCGCCUUUGCAUGCGCAGCACAACGCCCACUGCCCAAUGGCUCGGCGUCGCAGAGCGCACCACCUGGCGCUGCACUGCCUUGCUCAUGGCGGGCCUCCGUGACUGCUUGCAGAACGUCGCCAUUCCGUUCGUCGACGCCGUCCGUCCCUGGCACCACCAGACAAGCAUGCUGUGCACGACGCAGUUGCAUGCCGCGCAUCGCACGCACGCAGGUGCCAUGUGCGGUGGAUGCCGUGGCAUUUAUUUCAUCGCCGCUUGCCGGUGGCGAAGGCGCCGAGAGGCCAUGCUCCCACGUUCCAUGGCCCCGCCUACCAGUGACGACGAGCGUCGAGAGGUACGUUUUCGUCGUCCGUCACUCGUCAUUUGUCUCACCACCACGCUCACCACCUCCUCCUGCUCCGGCGAGACCAUGCCGUCCGCUCCUUUGUCGGCUGUGCUUCUUCGCCGUGCUCCUCUCGCCCGCCUCGCCUGCAUUCCUGCCGCGAUUCCUGCCCGCAUCCCCCUCGUCUCGUCGACGGCGUCGGGUCGCAGCCACAGCCAUCCGCAGCGCCGCUCUCCUCUCGUCGGCCGGUCCGUCGUCAACCACGUAUUCGAACGAUGGGCUGUACUCGUGCUCGCUGUGCCUCGUGCAUUCGUCGCAUCCGCAACGCAACCAACCAACCGUGAGGUGCGGGCGAGUGCUCUCCCCGAGGCGUGCGAGCACCACCAACUUGCGGUGCUUGUCCUCGCACACCUGCUGGCCGCUGCGUCGGCGGCACAACGUACAGCGACCGAUGAUUUGACUUUUUUGCGCCCAUUCAUUCGUCCAUCCUUCCUCGACCUGCACCCGCUCGAAUCCCCUCGCACCGGUUUUUUUUUCCUGCCCAUCUCGGCCGCCGGCGACAACUGCACCACCGCAGCUGCCGGACAUCAGGACCAUCCAUCCGUUUCGACCGCCGACUUUGCACCUUUGAGCGAGUCUCCAACUUGCCGACGCCGGCUUCGCACCGUCACCCACGGCCUCGACCCCGCCGUUGCUGCACACCACGGCGCGGCCGACGGACCGCCCGUCUCACCAAGGCCAAGGGCCCCGCGUGAAUUGCAAGACGGCCAAGACAACGUCAGACCGGCUGCCGCACCCGACACGACGGACAAGAUGCCGUUCCGACAACGCAUGGCCCGUCACUUUGGCGACUCGCUCUCGCCCGAAAAGGCCUACCUCAGCUACUACGACGUCUGCCUCACCGUCGAGGACGUCAAGAUGCUCAAGAACGAUUGGCUCACCGACAACAACAUCGCCUUCUGGGAGGAGUACCUCGAGCGGGAGACGCUCUCUCGCUACCCGCAGGCCCACAUCGUCCUCCUCCGUCCGAGCAUGACCUUUCUCCUCAUGAAGGAGCCCGACGCCCGUCUCGUCCGGUCGGCCCUCCCCAACUUCGCCAAGGUCACCCACAUCUUCCUGCCCAUCAACGACAACCCGAGCGUGUCGACGGCCGAGGGCGGCAGCCACUGGUCCCUCCUCCUCGUCUCCGUCCUCGACGGGCUCGCCUUCCACUACGACUCCAUGGGCAGCGGCAACGUGGCCGAGGCGAGCGUCGCCGCCCGCAAGCUCGCCGGCAUCCUCGCCCGUCCCCUCCGCUUCAUCAACCUCGCCGACACGCCCCAGCAGGAGAACGGGAGCGACUGCGGCGUCUACGUCUGCCUCCUCAUGCGCCACCUGCUCGUCAAGCGCCUCCUCUGCGCCAACGCCCGCGAGAAGGUCUCCAUGAGCAUGGCCGGCAAGAUGGUCGACAGCUACGGCGGGCGCAAGGAGAUGCUCCGCAUCAUCGAGAACCUCCGCAAGGAGGGCGAGCGCCGACGCAGUGCGAGCCCCUUCACGAGCAACAAGACGCCGCCGCGAAUUGAAUAG
Messenger RNA from Drechmeria coniospora, 1890 nucleotides. RefSeq names its product NEDD8-specific protease 2. The coding region runs from base 1 to 1890 and encodes 629 amino acids. The transcript is spliced from 4 exons. Gene Ontology annotation, molecular function: deNEDDylase activity; cysteine-type peptidase activity. Gene Ontology annotation, biological process: proteolysis. The record is from RefSeq and is a predicted model, not a curated record. NCBI's taxonomy places the organism in Eukaryota, Fungi, Ascomycota, Sordariomycetes, Hypocreales, Ophiocordycipitaceae.